Molecule: messenger RNA, 9380 nt
Organism: Biomphalaria glabrata
Lineage: Eukaryota; Metazoa; Mollusca; Gastropoda; Planorbidae
Product: phosphatidylinositide phosphatase SAC2-like
Exons: 19
Coding region: 89-3451 (1120 amino acids)
Biological process (GO): phosphatidylinositol dephosphorylation; regulation of endocytic recycling
Cellular component (GO): early endosome; clathrin-coated endocytic vesicle
Molecular function (GO): phosphatidylinositol-4-phosphate phosphatase activity
Source: RefSeq, a predicted model, not a curated record
CAAAUAUUGUUACUCUUCCUUAUUUUGGUGAUGAGGGUUUGUUGACAUUAACUUAGCACCACACUCUACAGAUGUUUUUCCAUAGAGAAUGGAACUUUAUCACACAGAUUUACAUUACAUUCUUUGGGAUAAUAAUUUUAGUCUCUGGUGUAAUAGAUCCAACGGAAAGCUAGAGCCUAAAAAAGGUGAUGAGCUCUACAAUGCCUGGAAUCCAGUAUAUGUUGGUCAAGUCUAUGGACUAGUAGGAAAAGUAAAGCUACACCCUGAUUCAGAAUGGCGCCUUCUUCUCAUCAAACAACGAAGUGAUGUAUGCAAAAUAGCUGGCAAUGCUAAUAUUUAUAAAGUUAAAAAAAUAGUUGUCCUACCUCUGACAGUAACAGACAACACUGCAGACUUGGAUCUCGAGUUCAGCCAGAAACCUCACUUUGGAAAUAAAAAAUCUGAGAAAACAGGUCAGUCAAGUGAAGCACAGAUUUCUCUGCGAGGCACUUGGAAUACAUUAAAAACAGCAGCAGAGAAUGUGAAAUCUAAAAAGAAAGAAAUAAAAGAUAAGGAAAAAUUUGAGAAAAGAAUUCUUGAGGAGCUUCUGAAGAUGUACAACGAGUCCGGCUACUUCUAUUACAGUGAUGACUUUGAUGUGACAAACUCCUUACAGCGCCAGAAUAGCCCAAACUAUGAUAAAACUUUGCCCUUGUGGAAGAGAGCUGAUGAGAGAUUCUUCUGGAACAAACACAUGCUUCUGGAACUAAUGGAAACUAAUGACCCCCUGGCUGAUCACUGGAUGACCCCAAUAAUUCAAGGCUUUGUUCAGAUGGAGACUUGCAUUAUGGACUUUGAUGAAGACCGCAAAAGUGAUAUGUCCAGCUCAGUUGACUUUCCUAGUCGUAGACUGGAUCCCCUUGGGUACAACAUAAGCAUAAUCUCUAGACGAAGUAGGCAUAGGGCAGGAACAAGAUCAAGAAAACGGGGUAUUAAUGACCACGGAGCAUGCGCCAAUUAUGUGGAGACAGAACAGAUAAUUGAAUUUAGUCCACACCUAGCAUCCUUUGUACAAGUUCGAGGCUCCAUUCCAGUCUUCUGGAGUCAGACAGGGUUCAAGUACCGCCCACCUCCUAGACUUGAUAAAGAUGCGGAAGAAAGUCAUCAGGCAUUUUUACUUCACUUCAAAGAACAACUGGAACUGUAUCAGAAGGUUGUUGUUGUCUCCCUUGCUGAACUGGCGGGAAAAGAACAGAUCCUUGGGGACGCUUACAUGGCUCACGUCCUGCGCUACAAUUCACCAGACGUGACCUACAUUACAUUUGACUUUCAUGAAUACUGCCGCGGGAUGCGCUUUGAGAACGUUUCACUAUUGACCGACGGCAUUAAGGACAUCAUUAAAGACAUGAGAUAUUGCUGGGUGGACACUAAAGGUGUUAUCUGUGAACAGAAAGGUGUCUUCCGAGUGAACUGUGUGGACUGUCUGGAUCGAACUAAUGUGGUACAAACUGCAAUCGCCAGGAUUGUCAUGGAAACACAGUUUCGGAAACUUGGGUUGCUUCCCCCUGAAGAGAGCCUCCCGUCAAGUUGUAGGAAAACAUACCAACAGAUCUGGGCCAACAACGGAGACGUCAUCAGCAGGCAGUACGCUGGUACUGCAGCUUUGAAGGGAGACUAUACAAGAACAGGGGAGAGAAAGCUAACCGGCCUCAUGAAGGAUGGAGUCAAUUCAGCCAGCAGAUAUUAUUUAAGAUUCCGGGAUGCCUACAGGCAAGCAGCAAUAGAUUUAACUCUUGGGCAGCCAGUGCCAGAGUCCAUCUUUGUGCCCUCCAGUGAAGGGGAUGACAUUGAUGCCUGUGAGAUCUCAGACAAGGAAGAGAACUUAAAAAUGAUCAUAGAGGAUUGUAAAAAAAUGUUAAUAGUUGAACCUGAGCUGUGCCAUGGAGGGUGGGCACUAGUCAAUGCUGAUCCGAGUGAAGGUGAUAGUGACCAGCAGGAUAUGGACAUCAUACUUCUGUUGAGCCAACGUUCAGUCUAUGUGGCCUGGUACGAUGAUGAGGCAGAGCAAGUGACCAGGUACCAGCGCAUCUACCUUGAAGAUGUGGACAGAAUAGAAAUUGGAAUGGAGCCAGCUAGAUUUACUUCUAAACACCUGUGUCUAAGGCUCAUUUACCACCAUCAGGAAGGAGAGGGAUUGUUCCAUAUGUUCCGCGUUCCAGCCAAUCGUUUCUUCAAUAACAAAUCCAUCGCCAUCCAGACACAGGAAGAUGCCCGGGAUCAUUUGAGAAUCAUUGCUGACACCUUUAAAAAUGCUCAACAGAUAAUGGGCAUGGAACUAGAGAUUGUGGAGAAACCAAAGCUAGACAAGAAAAAAGCAACAGCUCAUCCUGACAUUGUGGACAUUCUUCAACAGCAGCAUGAGAACUCUUUAGCCAGCAUCUCAUUGCCAAGAGAUAUUUCAGCUGAUAUGAGCUCCUCUAUCACAGAAGACCCUGGGAUGGCCAGACUGCAGCCAGAUGCUACAGCAGGUACUUCAGAUGCUGUGCCUAUCAGGUCAAAAUCACCUCUGGACUUUCUCAGCUCCUUACCCAGGCCUAAUCUGACCGCAGCGACUUCAAGGUUCUCUUUCCCAAAACCUAAUCUGAAAGUGAACCUGCAGAAUUUAAACUUGAUGAAAAAGAUCCGAAGAAUCAAGGACAAUGAAGAGCAGCAAGAAGACAGCGAGGUCGACAUAAUAGAUGAGACCACUAAAGAUGUUGUACUGGACAGCUGCGGCAUUCUUGCGUCCAGCCCUAACCAGAUCAUCCUGUCGUCCAUGCAUCUUAAAGCUGAGAACAAACGCAACUCGUCACAUAUGGAAUCCUCUCAUUCAAACUUUGAACCCAUGAUAGAAGAAGGUUCUUCUAGGAAAGCUUUCAAUUUUGAAGACAUGGAGUCCAACAGCUACGUCAGACUAGAUCAUGUGAAUAGCGGCACAAAUCUUCUAAGUUCUACAGAACAAGAUAUGAACCACACUGUUCAACCCAAUGUGUUGAGAUACUCCACAGGCUCAAACUGGAAAGAAAUGAAACUUGGCACUGAGGGAGUACUCAGCUACACUGAGGACAAAGAGGAGGAGGAGGAUGAAGAGGAUUACACUAGCAUGAAGGAGGUCCAAGCUAUCCUGGACAAGUGUCACCAGCUACACCAUCCUCACAUGAAGACAUCUUUGAGUGACACCACCAUCAGUAUGAACCUUGUGUCAGUGCCAGAUGAUGGUCCUGGUGUGUCUAAAGCAGACAACAGAGAAUCAGGCUUGAUGUCUAGGUUGAAAUUGAAAGUGUCAAACUUGUCCAGGCCAUCUUCCAAAGUUACUGAUAGUCUGAUCCCAGGAACCAAUAUUCGCAAGUCUCAACGUGCUCUGGAAGUAUUUGAGCAGCUCCUUAAGGAACAAAAUCCAGGCGAAUGUAAAACCUGCUUCAUGUUUAUAUAACAAUAAUUUCUUCUUAGCUUUGUAUAGGCUAGUGAUUAUUUAUUUAUAUUUUUGUUUUGGAAAGAGGUUUAUUUAUGUAAAAAAUAUUUUUUUAUGAAGUUUUUAAAAUUAUUACAUUAGACAAAUAUUGAAUGAAUUAUCAUACAAAACAAAAAUCUAGAAACAGUUGAAUAAGUGUGUUUUGUUGUAUAAAUUAUUACCAAAAGUGAUUCUUAUAACAGAGUUGAAGUCAGUAUUUUAACUUGUUUAUUUUGACAGCAUUUGAUGGAUAUUAUGACAAGAAAUGUUUUUUUUUGGACAAUGAAUAGGCGUGUUAAGUUCUUUGAAAUAUUUUAUAGAUCUCAUAUUUAUUGAAUGCUAGAGUUGUGUUAAUAAUUAAACGUAUGUAGCGUGUUAUUGCUCCGCAAAAUGUAUUGACCAUAAGCUUUUGAUUCUCAUAAACUUUGGCUUGUAUUUAUAUUUGAAAACAUUCUCUUCUGCUUUGGCAAGCCACCAAGUUUUGUAGUCUAACAGCAUAGAAUUCACCUAUUGACAAACACUGAAUUUUUUCUGGACAGUUCAUUAAUAAGUAGGCUAUAAUAUCAGUUUUGCCAACCUGUGAAGAACAUGGAUUAGAGCAUAAGAAACAAAUAUAUUUAAUAUUUCUUUUACAAUUUAUAAUUGAUAUUGAGGAUGAUUUUAAAAUGGAAAUUAUUUGAUGAAAAUUGAAUGUUGAGUUCAUAUUUAAAGUGUGCACAAUUAAGCAAGGCUUCAGUCUGUGAAGACGAAGUUAAAUUUCUUGAUUUUUGUAAUGGAAAAUUUUCAGUAAAUGGUACAAGUCUACAUUUAAAAUCAUUGGCUUCUCAUCCUUUGCAAAAUGAAGGAUUAGCUCUGAUGUGGUUUGGAGUUUCUUUGCUUCUUGCAGUUACUCUUACAUUGCAUUUCUUUUUUUUUUUCUUUCUUUUUUUUAAUAUGCAAUUUUCAAAUUGAUGACAAUCAUAUUUUAUUCAAUUAAGAAUUGUCUUGUUGUCAUUAAUUCUGCAUUGAGAGGCGUGCUAUUAACUGAUUGACAAGCUGUUUUCACAUAUUCUGUGUUCUUAUGUUUCAUUCCAGAGUUCAAUUUGACCAGGAAACGUUCAGGCAGGUUUUUUGAGUUAGUUUGUUUAACAGUUCCAUACAAAGGACAACUAGAAGCCAUUGUUUUUUUUUUUAUUAUAUUCUUACAAUCUCCAAAUAUACACAGUACAAGAAGCUAAAUAGUUGUCACCCCUAACCAAUAGCCUCUUUGAUUGUAUGGUAUUGACUCAUAAAUUGUUGAAACUGUCCUUUUAUCUCUAUCAUUUAUUCAUGGCUUCACUUCUGUAUUGUGUUCAUGUUUCACCUGGCAAAGUUCAUGCCCUUGUAUAUUUGUGUGUGUAAUCAAUAUAUUUAUUUAUGUGUGCCAUAGUGACUUAACAUUUACAUUCAUUGUUGUUGUCCAUCAGAGAGAGUUCACUGUUUUGUUUCCUCCUCAAACACUUUGUACCAAACUCAGAAGAGGAAACAUUUGUUUUCACCAUGACAACAUUCAAAGAUUUGUGUGUGUGUGUUUAAAUAAUAAUGAAAUGAAAUGUUAAUUUCAAUUUAUUGAGUAUUAUUGGAGCACUGAACUAUAUCAAUUUACAAUAAAGAUUCCUAAUCUUGAAAUGUUUAUAUAAAAUUAAAUUAGAAUAUAACAAGUUUGUUGUAAUGAGAUUGUAGAAUGUUAAAACAAUGAAAUCACAACUAGGAGCUUAACCCAGGUUUGUUUUAAUGCUUAUAUUUUGUCUCAGCGUUACGCUUUUGCCAGUAAAUAGCAAAUGUAUAUAGUUAUUACGUAAUCUUUUUUAUAGCUAUAUAUAUAUAUAUAUAUAUAUAUAUAUAUAUAUAUCAAUCUCAAUUGUGAAAUAAAGAGUGCUGAGUUUUCUUAACUGUCAAUUAUAACAAACAAAAUGUAUCAAGAGUUUUCUUGUAAAAUGUUAGCCAGUGUUGAGAUUUUGAUUCCUACCAAUAAGAUAAUAAUUUCAUAGAAAAUGUGCAAACAGAGGAUGCAGUUUUCUGUUUUGUUGGUUUGCUCAGUUUUUGUUUCCUUCCUAAAACUUGAAAUAAUUUUGAAUCUGUGAUCAUCACUUGUAAUAUUUGCCAAUUAUUUGUUGUUGUUUUUUUGCUAAGCAAUUUUCUGUUUGGCUUUUUAUCUUCAAUAUUUUGGAUUCAGUAGUUUACUGUGACAUUUCAGGGUUAAAAUUUUAUUUUGAUAAAUUUGAUAGUGAAUGGACUUUAAUAUAUUUGAAAAUUUGGAUACUUUGUUUGAUAGAUUUUAUUUUGAUAAGUUUGAUAGCGAAUGGACUUAAAAUUUAUUUUUUUGUAUUGAGAUGCUUUGUUUGUACACUUUAGGUAAUCAGUAUGUUACUGAUUAUGACUUAGUUUGUCUACAGGUUCUUCCCUUUGCUAUUAGUGCGACACUGAACAUGCUUUGAAAUGUUUAAGACCUUGUUAUAGACAUUGUGGUUGAGGAGUAAAGCACUUAAUUGCCAUACUGGGGACGUUCAAACCCUUAGAAAUAAUGAAUAUCAUAAUUAUGGGAUUCUCCACAUUUCCUCAGCUUGAAUAUAAUGGAGAACAUAAAUGAAAGUAACCUCAUGACCUUCUUCUUUUAUGACAUUAAUUCCUAAAAUAGUUGACCUAAUUAUCCUCUUGACUAUGAAGAAGAUUUUUACUGGAUAACACAAAUAUUUUCCUUUUUUUUUUUUCACAUUUUGAAUGAACUAUUGAAAGCUAAGAAAGUCAUAGCCUUCUGUACAAGAUAAAUAUCUUGUAUUCAGUUGAAGUGAUAUAUUUGACAAUGUUUCUGUUUGACUCACAUUGUAAAUGUCUUUGUACUUAAAUUUGAUUCUUUUAUAACGUUUUAUAUUUAUAUUUGUUACUGCCAGUUUGAAUUUUUAUACAUGGACUCAACAGACAUGUACAUUGUUGGCCUUGCAAUAGAACAAAAUAUUUCUAGUUGAUAUUUCUAGCUGUAAGAUAGCCAAAAUGUGUCAUUGUACACUCUCAUACUACUGUCAUCUAUUUACUACACUCCAUAAAAACCAAGCAUGAAUUCUUUCCCAUUUGAUUUCUGAAACUAAUCUCUCACUAUUUCUGCACUAGAAAAAAAAAGACCUUCAAAUUAGCUGUUUUUUUUUUCGUUUUUCAAAAUUUGAUAUUCAGGCACUUACUUUAUAUAUCGUAGACCUCACUUUGUCAUAGUAAUGUGUUUUGUUCCUUUUGCUGUUCCUGCAAUACCCUAAUACAAAGUUGGCUAGAGAAACCAAUUCUACACUGUCUAGGACAUAAAUACCAGAGGUUUUGAUGAAAAUUUGUAGCAUUAUUGUGCUAACACAAAGCUGCUAAACAUUAUAUUAGCUUAAUAACCUUUAACAAACAUUGCACAAUUCAGUGAUGAAUGGACAUUCUAAACAAUGCAAAAUGAAGAACUGCUAGUUCAGACUUUGUGUCAUGUCAUUUGAUUUCAAUAAUGUCACAUUUUUAUUGUAACAUUUUUCUUGUAAAGAGGUCUAAGGUAAAGGUCAAGGUUAGCAAGUUUUAAAGAACAUUUGAUUGAACUUUCAUUGUUUUUGAAAUAGGACAAAAAGUGUUUCUCACCCAGUUCUAUAGGGCAGUGAGAUCUUUAAGUUAAUAUUGAGUUAGCAACUAUUUUAACUUCUAUUGAGGUCUACACAUGAACUUUCAUUCAUUCAUUGCUUGUACUUCAUUCUUUGUUCCAUAAUUGUACUUCACUACAUUUUCAUUGCUUGUACUUCACUACAUUUUCAUUGCUUGUACUUCACUACAUUUUCAUUGCAUGUACUUCACUACAUUUUCAUUGCAUGUACUUCACUACAUUUUCAUUGCAUGUACUUCACUACAUUUUCAUUGCUUGUACUUCACUACAUUUUCAUUGCUUGUACUUCACUACAUUUUCAUUGCUUGUACUUCACUACAUUUUCAUUGCUUGUACUUCACUACAUUUUCAUUGCUUGUACUUCACUACAUUUUCAUUUCUUGUACUUCACUACAUUUUCAUUUCUUGUACUUCACUACAUUUUCAUUGCUUGUACUUCACUACAUUUUCAUUGCUUGUACUUCACUACAUUUUCAUUGCUUGUACUUCACUACAUUUUCAUUGCUUGUACUUCACUACAUUUUCAUUGCAUGUACUUCACUACAUUUUCAUUGCAUGUACUUCACUACAUUUUCAUUGCAUGUACUUCACUACAUUUUCAUUGCUUGUACUUCACUACAUUUUCAUUGCUUGUACUUCACUACAUUUUCAUUGCUUGUACUUCACUACAUUUUCAUUGCUUGUACUUCACUACAUUUUCAUUGCUUGUACUUCACUACAUUUUCAUUUCUUGUACUUCACUACAUUUUCAUUUCUUGUACUUCACUACAUUUUCAUUGCUUGUACUUCACUACAUUUUCAUUGCUUGUACUUCACUACAUUUUCAUUGCUUGUACUUCACUACAUUUUCAUUGCUUGUACUUCACUACAUUUUCAUUGCUUGUACUUCACUACAUUUUCAUUUCUUGUACUUCACUACAUUUUCAUUGCUUGUACUUUACUACAUUUUCAUUGCUUGUACUUCACUACAUUUUCAUUGAUUGUACUUCACUACAUUUUCAUUGAUUGUACUUCACUACAUUUUCAUUGCUUGUACUUAGUUCCCCUCUUGCUUAAAUACAUUCCUAAGUUUCUGUUUCUCUUUUUUUUUAUUUCAUAUUUUUUUAUUGCUUUGAUUUUUUUUUUUUGUGAACAGCUGCGCUGCUUGUGGUGGCUGUUUUAAACUGUAAGGAUCAUGUCAUUGUUUAUUUAGAAUAUUUGGCUGUGCAUAGAAGACUGUAGACUUCCAUGUGUCACCAGUUUAAAUCAGCUCUAAAUCAAUGCUCACUAUUUCUACUUCCAGAUUCACAGAAAUAUAUGAUAGUGUUUGGUGAACUAGUAGCUACUUGGGAAUCUACUUCCUUUUAUGCCAUUAUUUGUGACAUAUUUAGUAAGGGUUUCUGACUGUAUUUUAGACUUCAAUGUUUGAUCCUUUAAAUAAUUUAUAGAUUUACCAGAAUCUAAAAAAAAAGUAGCUUGGGAAUGUUGGAGCUGAUUGAAAUAAAAGUUUAGAAGGACGGAAAACUUUGUACCCACUGAAAGUAAUGUUUAGCCAAGACUAUAACCAACCAAGCUGUACACUAGUUCUAAAUAAAAUGUAAUUCUUGUCAUUUCUUUGUUUGUUUGUUGUAUGUAUUUUUUGUCUUUUAUCUUUGUUUUUAUCUGAUUUUGUGUAUUUAAACUGUAAGGCAGAAACAUUAUCAAGGAACAAGAAGUCUGUUGAAAAAAAAUGUUUCUGUGAGUGACUGAUCGACCAAUACUUUUUUUCAGCUCAGGUAUUAUUUUCUAGGUGUAAUAGAAUUUUGUUUAAAGUAAAUUUUUUUUUCUCAUAAAAAAUUAGCGUUUUAUAUUAAAACUGUUUUUUUUUUUUUUGACGAAGUGACAUAAUGUCUUGGUCUACGAGAUAAACCAUAGUCAUUCUACAACAGAAGUUUGGUCUACAUGUGAUUACAAUUAUAUCUAUGCCAUUGUUUAGUAUGGUCUAAAUAUGGUUUAAGCAUUCAUUUGUUCUAAUUAUUGUUUUGAAGUGCUAAAUAGAACAUAGGUGUAGUGCAUAAAUGGAUUCUAGAAACAAAAAGCACACAAAAAAAUUCCUCAAUAUCAUUAUGUAUAAUAAGUGUGGAUAAAAAUAGAAUCUUACAUCUUCACAGAGUAGCUUCACUGUUUACUGAUCACAUGACUAGAAAAUGUUUUUGGAAGGUUGCUGUGUACCCUAGAACAAACAUGUAUAAACAUAGUACUUGUUAAGGCUUAUACAAGAACAAUAAAACAAAGCAUAAUACCUGGAUCUAC